AUGGACCUCUUUGAUAAGACCAGUAUGGUGUCACAAUUUUCUCUCCAUCAACAACAAUCUGCAGUGCUAGCUCAACAACAGCCUUUUCUCACGUCUGCAGCAGCGAAGCCUUUUGGUGGGUUCCAACCAUUUUCUAGUAAUAUACAUCAACCAGCCUCCAACGGUAGCCACUUACCCACUCAGCAUUGGGGAAGCAUGGGUAAUCAGGCUCCUCAAGCGAUGACGCCAGCAGCUGCACUGCAGAAGCCUAUGCAGAUGGGAAACAUCAGAUCUGCACAUCCUGCUUGGAAUUCUUCUCAUUAUUCACUAUCCAGCAAGAAUACUUCAGGUUCAGUUGCUCCAAUAGGCGGUGGCAUAACCACCACAAGAGCAAGUAGGUCUUCCAAUAUUAUGCCGACAUCAUCAGCCAUUCCAACACACUUGGGAGGAGAUUAUGAUUUCUCAUCGCUAAUGCAAGGGAUGUUUACAAAAAG
Molecule: messenger RNA, 473 nt
Organism: Ilex paraguariensis (yerba mate)
Lineage: Eukaryota; Viridiplantae; Streptophyta; Magnoliopsida; Aquifoliales; Aquifoliaceae
Source: the annotation of a GenBank genome assembly